Messenger RNA from Exserohilum turcica Et28A, 363 nucleotides. RefSeq lists its product as uncharacterized. Lineage: Eukaryota; Fungi; Ascomycota; Dothideomycetes; Pleosporales; Pleosporaceae. The transcript has a single exon. The record is from RefSeq and is a predicted model, not a curated record. The coding region runs from base 1 to 363 and encodes 120 amino acids.
AUGGCGGUAGUGGGCUGUCCUAUCUCCGCCCCUGGCUGGGCUGGGCUGGGCUGGCCUUGUUGUUCCUGCCAAUAUCACAUCAUUCUGCAUAAGCAACCACUUGGGUCAGGCGAACCCGCUACUUGGCCACAUUCACUUGCGUUAUCCAGCGGAGGUUUCAAGGGCGAUACGGCCGUCGGUAGGGGUGUUGUGUUGAGUAGUAACGAAAAAAGAGGGACACACAGGGCCCCACUGUGGAGGUUGUUCCCAGAAGAGAAAGAAGAAGAAGAGGAGGAGGAGGAGGAGGAGGAGAACAAGGCAUGCUACUCGCGAAUAGGCUACGUGCAAGCAACCCCACACAUGGGCUUCUUGCCAUGGACAUGA